Messenger RNA from Thrips palmi, 4385 nucleotides. Its product is annotated as immunoglobulin domain and leucine-rich repeat-containing protein 2. The transcript has 4 exons. NCBI's taxonomy places the organism in Eukaryota, Metazoa, Arthropoda, Insecta, Thysanoptera, Thripidae. Bases 1 to 3039 code for a protein of 1012 amino acids. Gene Ontology annotation, molecular function: protein binding. The record is from RefSeq and is a predicted model, not a curated record.
AUGAGACUCCUCAACAAGAUCCGGAUUGUCAUUUGCACAUUCCUGAUCUUGAUAGCUUGCAGUGCGGCUUCCACCUCUCCCUCACUAGAACAUUCCAAUCCCCAGACAUACGAUGGCCCCUGUCCAGCAUCGUGUGUUUGCACACUGGAGGACUCUUUGCAUUUGGAGUGUCACAACUCCCAGACAAAGGCUAUUGGGUUGCCCCCAGAAGCCGGCUUCAUAUCAUACAAUUUCAUGACACAUGACGACUUCCAUAGACCAGCCAUAACAAGAGCUACCUCAGUACGACAUCUAGCCUGGCGGCACAGUCGCAUUACUACAGUAACUGAGGAACUCUUUUCUAAUUUACAUAAUCUAACCCACCUGGAUCUCAGCCAUAAUCAAAUUGCAACGAUAGAUGAGGCAGCUUUGCAGCAUUUGACUUCCCUCAGGUCAAUAAACAUUUCUAAUAAUGCUAUAAACUUUCUACCACAUGGCUUGUUUUUGAACAACCACCAUUUAAAUGAGGUGUACGUAGCAAACAACUAUAUACAAUCUGUCCCUUUCCACGCCCUAGCUCCAUUGAAAGAACUUCGGGUUUUAGACCUCUCUUAUAAUAGAUUAAAUGAAAUUCAAGAUGAUAUAUUUGUGCUUAAUCGGAAAGUGCAUUCAAUACUAUUGCACAGUAAUCUAAUAUCUAGGUUGUCAGAACGAACAUUUCAUCAUCUUUAUGAUCUCAAGUCAUUAAACCUAGUCAACAAUUCUUUGACAGAGCUGCCAAAAAAUCUGUUUAAAGAUCUAGUAAAAUUGACGUACUUAAAUUUGGCAAGCAAUUCUAUCCAUACAUUGCUCCCUGAUGCAUACAAAGGUCUAGUGCAAUUGAGAUGGCUUAAUAUAAGUGACAAUCCUCUGUCAGUUUUGCCAGCUAGAAUUUUUCAAUAUUCACCUCAGUUGGAAACAUUGUGGAUUGAUACAACCAACAUAGAAGUUGUAGAAAAACACACUUUUAAUGGGCUAAGAAAUCUAAAAGAAUUAAGUAUGAAGGACAACAUGCACUUGGAGGAUCUUGAAGACAAAAUGUUCGAUGAUAUUAAAAAAUUAAAUUAUCUUGACUUGAGCAGAAAUAAUCUGACAACUCUUCCCCACUCUCUAGGAACUUUAAAAAAUUUAACUAAUUUAAACAUUAGUCAGAACCCUUGGAUGUGUGACUGUCGUAUGGUCUGGUUCCCUUCAUGGCUGGAACCUAAGAAAAAUAUGACCUUUGAAAGAUCAAAUCUACGCUGUGCUAGUACCCUCUUCUCACUUAGAGGGCUGAGUUUAGUACCUACAUUGCGGGGCUUGGAUUGCAAACCACCUGAACUAAUUUUCUCCACCUCAUCAGAAAAAUAUAUUUUGAAGUCAACUGCUCUCCUUCAAUGUAUCUAUUCAGGUUACCCUCCUCCAUCAAUAACAUGGCUUACACCAAAUGGACUGACUUUUCACUGGAAUCCCAAUGUGGCAUUGCCUGACGAAUUUGCUAAACACCCAACCGCACACUACUCCGACAUGUCCCCCGUCGAACUGACCCCACACAAAUUUCAUGUGACUGAGAAUGGAAGUCUGCACAUAGUCAACAUCACUAGGGCAGAUGCAGGGCUGUACACCUGCUUUGCUUCAAAUCCAAUGGCCAACGCAACAAACUACAUCAGGCUGAUGAUUGACCCCAUUACCAUGCAUGAGGAGAAACUCAUCAGCAUCGCUGUGGGCAUGGUGACUGCACUAUUAUUCCUGGGGAUCAGUCUCCUAGUCAACCUUUUCAGACGAUUCAUUCAUAUAUUUGCAUGCUUUGCCUGCUGCAAGAAAGACCAAGUCUCACCAAAAGGAAGGCAGGUGUACCAGAUGAUGGAGAGUAUAGAAACUUACAAGACCCAGCAGCUGGAUAAAUUGAAAGAAAACUACACCAGUCAGGUUCAUAGGAUAAAAGAAAACUGCGCACAACAGGUAGAAUGGAUCAGAGAAAGCUACCAAAGUCAAAUGCAGCACCUAAAAGACUUCAGGGACUUUGGGACUAGUCAUCUGACAUCAAUGAGGGAUCAGUACUGUGAUCAGAUUAAGAGAGUGAGAGAGUAUUCUGCCAGCCAACUGAAUUGGGUGAAGGAAAAUUAUGUGUUCCAACGAAAUCGAAUAAGAAAGUUCAGUUCUCACCAAAUUCUGCGGUUCCGUGAAUCUUACAAAUACCAACAAGCAACGCUCGGCAAACUCAUGGAGACACUGCCCAGCUUGUAUCUGGAUAACUGUCGCAAUGGAUCAUGUGGCAAGACAGAGUCUGGUGUCUUUGAAGUGGAUAUCAACCAAAUAGACAUGUAUAUGAAGGCCAAUGGCAUGUUCCCUGGCAUGUCAACGGGAGAAGGAUGUGCUGAUGACAACCUCAGCCGCCUUUCAAUCUACUACACCCCCUCAGAGAUAUCCGAGCUUCAAGAUCCAAGCCUAGAGCCACUCAAGUCACCAUACUUCUCACCAAUGUCUCGUUCAUCCAGCAAGCAGCCCAACUUCCGGUUUGGAUUUCCCCCAACCACAAGUGAAAACCAGAGAGCAGUGUUCCAGAGUUUAGAAAAGACUUUAGAAAGACAAUUACGUGAUUACAUCACUCGAGAGCAUCAAGUUCAAGAGGCUGCACCAUCGGCACUUGUUCCCAGUUCAAGUCUUCCUGAGAUAAAGCAAGCGGUUCCAGGUAAAGGGAAGAGCAGAAGAGCCCAUUACCGGAGUGCCAGUACGGGGGGUGUCAAGUCAGUGACCAGUGAUACUAGCAUAUCAAGGCAGAUACCAGGGAAACACAGUGUCAAGGGUAAGCAUGUGGCGAACAAUGCUGUCAACAAUGCUGUCAACAGUGCUGCAGAUUACUCCUGCCAAAAUGGUCACGCUGUGGCCAUUCAAAAGUUGACAGAGGUUGACAAUGGCCAUGCUGUGGCCGUACAUGAUAGGCCAACAGAAAUCGACCAGGACACGUGUCGAAUAAAUAUGGAUCAGGAGCCAGAAAUUAACUGUUCGCCAUCACAUGCUGCCCAUGAGACUGCCCUAUAGUGAGUGCCAAUAACUUGAUUUAAAUUAAAUUCAGCUGUGAUAUUAUAAACAUAUGGGUUAAAAUGUGUGAGAAUACAAGUUUGUGAUUAUUAAAUCAAGUUAUUCCUUACAACAUGUUUCCUCCAGUAAGCUCAAAUAUUGAGUAGAAGUCUGACAUGAAAAAUGAUAUAACUGUGUGAUAGGGAAUAGGAUACCUUCUGUUAACUGUGUUAAGACAGAAAUUCCCUACAUGGAGAGAUGCUUUAAAACAGAAAAGGAAAAAAAUUCCAUAUUAGAAGAUUUAACUAUCCAAGGAUAGUGACAGAAAGUUGUGGCAUACAUCAGGCAGCCUGCAGUGAUGACACAAAUUUAGGAGAAAGUAGGUUGAAGCUGAAACCUUGAGAGCUAAAUGAGAGCUAAACAAAUAUGCAAUAGGAGCAUAUAGGCCUUCAGGCUGAUUUUAACCUACCAAUAAAGUAGCAUUAGAGUUCAAUUACAAUACCUUCUUGUCCUUAAGGUACUGGGUAGAAUUGUGAUAAUUAUUGUUUUGUUAUUUCUAUCUUUUGAACAAGCAAAAAACCAACAUGGAGUUAACCAAUAUUAACCUCAUGUUACUGAACAAUAUGAAACUGUUGCCCUUGCAUCUGCUUCCAUGUAGAAGUUUCUUAAAUCAAAGACUUGUGUUGAGCAAAUCUAGAAAUGAGGAGUAUUUGCAUGUUUUUAAAGUUAAGAUUUUAGUAGUAAUAUGAGAUAAGCUAUUAUCAGUAUAGAAAUGAGUACCUGUUCCAAAGUGUCCUGCUGUAGCAGUUGAAAGGCUCUGGACAUACAAUUUGAAGAACAUCGAGAUAAAAUUGUUAAGAAGAACCUUCAAUAAAAUUUUAAAUAUCAAACUUCAUAUUGUUAUCAAAAAUUGUUUACUGUUUGAUGUGUUGUAAAACUGCUAGACAACUUGAGACUUGCCUUAAUAGUGGGAUCAGUUUAUAUUUUUUAAAAAAAGAGGGAAAAGACAAUGGAACAUACAAUUGGAGCAAAAGGUGCUGAAAAUUCAGUGCAAAUAUUAAUGCUUCAAUAAUCACUUCCUUGGACUUGGCUUCUAGAUCUACCAGUAGUUCAAUAUGAGAUGUCUAAUCCUUCACUAAAUUUUACCAUAUUGAUAUUCAAUUAAUUGUAUUUAGAUUUUUUUAAAUAAUAACUGAUCACGAGAGUCAUUAUUGUAAGAGGAAGUUGACUGUUUCCAUAAAUACUUGUUGAAGAUUUAGCUUUGUGUGAUAAGGAUAUUUGAUUUGAAAUGUAUAUGAAGGCAUUUAACUUACAGCACAUUGUGUGCAAGUAAAUGCUUCAAUAAAAGAAGUAUGAUGUGUUCAAUA